Molecule: messenger RNA, 5029 nt
Organism: Strongylocentrotus purpuratus (purple sea urchin)
Lineage: Eukaryota; Metazoa; Echinodermata; Echinoidea; Camarodonta; Strongylocentrotidae
Gene: relch
Product: RAB11-binding protein RELCH homolog
Exons: 24
Coding region: 2-3658 (1218 amino acids)
Biological process (GO): intracellular cholesterol transport
Cellular component (GO): trans-Golgi network; recycling endosome
Molecular function (GO): protein binding
Source: RefSeq, a predicted model, not a curated record
GAUGCUGUGUAAACAAAAAUUUAGCACAAUAACCAUGGCGGACUUCAAUCCGUUCUUCGAAGACGAGGUCGGGGGAAUUGAGGACAGCAUCGUUGCCGCAGUCGAAGAAGAAAAACCAAGACCGACCUCCAAAUCUGAAGAUUCCCCUAAAACAGUAGGGCCCAAAGAAGAACUGAGUUACGACUCCAUUGCGGUGAAAUUAUUGAAAGACAACCUCUGGCUCUCGGCGUUGGAAUUGCAUACGGAGCUCACUGAAAAUGGUCGGCAACUGCCCCGCCUCCGGGAUUACUUCUCCAACCCGGGGAACUUUGAGAAACAGUCGACAGACGCCCGCGGUGGGUCGCCGCAAGUCGGAAAUUUGUACCGAACAUCGAGCGAGACGACCUUUGAUUCCCUGGACCUAGCCCGCUAUUCAGAUGAUGGCAACAACCAGGUAGAUGAGAGAUUGACAGUGCUGGAGUUUGAGCUGCGGAAGGCCAGGGAAACCAUCAAAUCACUCAGGGCUAACCUCACUGAAGCUGCAGAGAGUGACAUUCCCUCACCUGUGCAUUCCAACACAGAUAUGGAAGGGGCUGUAGCAGAGGAGGCCACAAAGCCUCUUGAGAGAAGAGCAGUCAACUUCCUGGUUAAUGAGUACCUCAUGAACAAUAGCUACAAGCUCACCUCCAUCACAUUCGCAGAUGAAAAUGAAGAUCAGGACUUUGAUGACUGGGAUGAUGUUGGUCUGAACACGCCCCAUCCGCCAGACCUCCUCCACCUCUACCGAGACUUCAGCCGUCACGUGAUCGUGAAGCCCGAGACGAAGGACGUGGGAUGCGGGGAGGAUACCAUCGAUGAGGAGGAUGAGGAGGAGGAGCAGCCGGAAGCGGUGGAGGCGGACCUCAAUAUGAGCAUCGAGCAACAGAGACAGCAUUAUGAAGCUGAAAUGGAAAAUCUAGAGAGGCAAGUGUUUCAACUCAGAGGAGAGAAAGCUGAACUUGGUAUGGUUGUGGAGAAAAUGGAAAGAGAAAUCCAGUCCCUAAGAGCCCCCAAACAGUCGACGCCCAUGGUCAGCCCCAUCACAUCGCCCAUGAAGGACCCCGCCCUGCAUCCCGACCACAGAGGAGAGAGGCGGGAGCCCAUCGGCCAGGAGAUGACCCAAGACACGCCCCCUUCAUCCACGUCGUCCAAUCAGGUGGAAGCGCUGAGGGACAUACAGCCUGAGGAGGAUGGGAGGGAGGAGGAAGGGGACGAGGUGGAUGGGGUGGAUGAUAUCGAUGGGGUCGUCAACGGGGAUGUGAGGGGUGGGGAAGGACAGGAGGAGUUCAGAGAGGUCGAAGGUCAGACGGAGGAGAAGAUGGUGGAUGGUUACCUGACAAGGAGGAAAAACGUUUCUGAGGCAUUCCAGAGGGCCUUACUUGGGACCAUUGUGCAUCCUGUCGAGACCACAGAGACUAGACUCCUAGAAGAGGUUUCUCACAUAGCAUCAUCGGGUCAAGAGGUCGUAGAGAUGCUCGCAAGGUGUCUACCACAUAUCAUCCCUAAUGUACUACUCGCGAAGAGAGAGGAACUUGUCCCUUUAAUCCUCUGCACUGCCAGCUCACAUCCAGAGGCCAGAGAAAGAGACCAGCUUUUAAAUCUUCUCUUCAAUCUCAUCAAAAAGCCAGAUGAAGACCAAAGGCAAAUUAUUCUGAGUGGCUGCGUGGCAUUUGCCAAACACGUAGGACCCACCAAGGCCGAGUCAGAGCUGCUUCCACAGUGCUGGGAGCAGAUAACACACAAGUACCCGGAGAGGAGACUGCUUGUGGCCGAGUCGUGUGGAGCGUUGUCCCCGUACUUGCCAAAAGAAAUCUGUAGUUCCCUAGUACUCUCCAUGCUGCAACAGAUGCUAGAGGACCGAGCGGAGGAGAUACGAGGGUCGGCCGUUAAGAGCCUAGGUCUCGUCUUCUCUCUCAUAGACGAUACAGACAAAUACAACCAAGGCUUAGACCUGUUACUCAAGGCCCUGGGUGACAGCUCAGAUAGUGUAGUCAAUGCAACUCAACAAGUCUUUCUCUCAGCCUUCGCUGGCUGGGCUCAGGAUCUGGACAGACUGGAAACCAACCUCAUCUCAACUGUACUUAAACGCCUGGAAGUCACUGCCAUUGAUCUUCAAAGGCCUAAGCCAGAUCUCCUGCAGGGAGAGCGCCUGAUAGAGCACUACGCUCACACGUUACAGUGCCUGGUUCCUGCCUUAUACGCCAACAUCCUGAAGACAGGACCAUUCAAGGAGCAGAUGCAGAAUGGAGUGGAAGAGGACAAUGAAGAAGUGGAAAUUGAAGUCACAAGAUUCCCUAAGCCUCUGUGUGCCCUUCAUAACCUGACUGUCAUCAUGGGUGACAAGAGGCGACUCUUAAAACUCAUGAAGGCAUUCGAUGCUUUCACCAUUCAAGAAGGAGAAACAGAAUCGUGGCCCAGUUACAACUGGCUCACAAAUGAUUACAUUCCAAGGCUAUUAGAAGUUGUUGGGCGGUUAGAUGCUUCCCAUACCAACUGUGUAAGAGCGCUCACCAAACUCUUUGUUCAUAUCUGCAAGACUUUUGGACCGGCAUUCACAGAUACCAAGGUUACACCAAAAUUUCAAGCAGUACUAAAUGUCCCCAAAGAACAAUACCAUACCCUUGUCCGCUCAGGCCAGAGCGCGAUAGCCAAGGCCACGCUACCGGUGUUUCUCUGCGGAGUCUUGGGCAGCCAUUAUCGAGAGGAUGAUCGUCACCAGAUCUCACAUUACCUCCAGGAAGCCAUCGUGAUCCUGGGUCAGUGCCAGGCCCCACAGGAUAGCAUCCAUCUAGCUUUCAAUGAUCUACAUGCUAACCCUACGUACCAUGAGCUCCUGCUUGCCGCCCUCUGGAGCUGCGUGGUCCACACAUCUUCCUCCGUCCGUAUCGUCACAGCCCGGCUCUUUGAGCUGCUUGCCAAGGGCAUCAACGAGUCACUGGUCUCAUCCAGAGUGGUACCUGCUCUCAUCACUCUCUCAGGAGACUCGGAUGUUUCUGUCCGGGUAGCCACCAUCCCUGCCUUUGGUACCAUCCUGGAGAACACCAACCAGAAGGAGACGUUGGACCGGGUCUACACCCAGUUCCAGACCUUCCUCGACGACACCAACUACACGCAGGAGCAUGCCCUCAUGGUUCAGGUCAUUCAUACGUUGGGCAAGAUCGGACCCAACUCAGAGCCAAAAUUCAGGGAUGAGUUCAUUCUACCUCGCCUAGCAGCUAUGGCCUACACCAACAGUCACUCCACCAACGAUGCUAACAGGGCAGAGGUUGCGAUGGCCCUCUUUGAAGCGUACAGUGCAAUCUCAUGCUGCUUCCUGUCUGUAGAUCUAAUUCGAGACGCCAUGCUCCCAGGACUCAGAUGCUUGAGAAAAGACAUGGAGACAGUACUUCCAGAACAUGAGGGUGUGGUUUCUUCGAUGAUCAAAGAUUUCGAGUCUAAAAUCCAAGGAAAAGAGAGAUUCCUUGGUACUUCUGAGAUAAAUCGUACUCAUAGUGAGGACACAUCAACCAGGAGCAGCGAUCCUUUCUACCAGCCCUAUAUGGUCAGCGUCAACCCCAACGACAGCAAGGCGUCGGCCGGUAACAAGACGGCGCCCGCAAGGACCAUGAUGGGUGGAAUAUGGGGAAAAUGGGGAAAGUGAAAAAUGGGAGUUGUGUUCAGUGAAGCAUCGUCCAGAACGAUCGUAGACAGUGUCAAGUUCGGUGCUGCUCACCGACAGAAGCAAGAGAGUGCCACUCUGGGCCAUGGUGGGUUGCAUAUUCUAGCGGAGGAAAGGACACAGGAGAUGUUCUGUUGCAAUAUCGUCUGGAACGAUUGUAGAUAUGGUCCAGUUUGGUCUAGUUCACCAGUAAUAACUAGACAGCACCCCCACAGGACCAUAGUGAGUAGCAUGUUGUCCUGGAGCAAAUAAGGGGUUCUAUAAUGAUGCUACAUUCAGAACAAUGUUAAAUACAGUUAAACCUGUCUACAGUUACUGCCCUAGGGAAAUACAAAAAGUGGUCUUUGUAGACAGGUUCCUUUAUUCAGUUUGACCUUGUCCUGCAUUUGUAACAAGUCGGUGCCCUCAAAAACUUUGAUGGGGGACUAUGUUCUCUUGGAGGAAGCCAGAGAAAUUCUGUAGGUGAUUUGUCUGGAAAGAUUCUAGGUUUAUCAUCAAGAUUGUUCCUGCUCAUCAUCAAAGAAGACAGUGCCCCCUAUGACGAUUUAUCUCUCUUGGAGGAAAUGAGAGAUUCGUACACUGUCUUGAAGAAUCAGAGAAAUCAAGUUUGGUCCUGCCCACCACCAAUACGACAGUGGCUCCUGGCACCAUGAUUCUGUGGACAAAGUGAGAGAUUUUGGUGUCAUCUGGGGGGUGUUUCACAAAACUUGUCGUCAGUGACAAAUGACAGUUUUUGUUAUAAGCUACUAAAAUCCUUGCUUCUGAUUGGUUAUCAGCAGAUUUGUCACUGAUUUUAGUCAUUUGUCAUUGAAAAAAGGUUUUGUGAAACGGGUCCAUGGAAGGAUUGAAGAUAUCAUCAAGGUUGAACCUGACAGACACCAAUGCCAACUCCUAGGAUCGUGAUGGGGAAACAUAUUCUCCUUGAAAAAGUGAGAGAGGUAAGCUGCAGGAAGUAUGAAAUAAGGUGUGCUUCCUUCAUUAAAAGAUUGUCAUGGUAUUCCAAUGGGCGCAUUCAAAAUUUAAAGAUUACAAGCACUCCAGCAAAAAUAGAUGCAAAUAACAUAUUUUGGGAUACAUGCUGUUGAAUUGUGUGACUUAAUCCUAAAUCCACAGAAGCCCUUCUAUUGAACUAGUCAAUGCCUUAUUGGUUGAGAUGGACAGUUAAAAGUGUUUUUUGCCAAACUUUGCGGAAGCAACCCACUGAAUUUAGUAAGGUAAAUUGUACGUACCGGUAUAGGCCUAGAUUUUAGUCAAACUUGUCCUCUCAUUCACAUAUAUAUGCGAUGCAUUUUUGAAACGUUUAAAAGAAUGGCAACUAGGUAUAAAAAAGAUCCUACAUUUAUGCACCGAACG